AGCAGCAUGGCGAUCACAACUCUUUGUGCUGUCGUUGCUGUUCUGAGAGUCCUUCCCAACAGAUCCCAGUUCUUCCAGUACGAGUCCAUCUCUCUGAGCUGUGAGCAGCAGGGAAACUCUUCUGACUGGAGAGUUAAGAGGAACACAACCACAAUCAUAAACCAAGAGCAUUCAACAUCCUGGAAUAGUAUAAAUGAGUCCUGUCGCUUCAUUGAUGACCUUUACCCAUUGGACACUGGAGUGUACUGGUGUGAGUCUUCAGCAGGAGAGUGCAGCAACACCGUCAACAUCUUUGUGACCGCUGGUUCAGUGAUCCUGGACAGUCCAGCCCUUCCUGUGAUGGAGGGAGACACUGUGACUCUGAGCUGCAGAACCAAGACGACUUCCUCCUCUAGUCUCACAGCUGACUUCUAUAAAGAUGGGCUUCUCAUCGCGAGCAGCUCUACAGGAAACAUGACCAUGCACAGUGUUUCUGUAUCUGAUGAAGGAUUCUAUAAGUGCAGCGUCUCUGGAUUUGGAGAAUCACCAGACAGCUGGCUGGCUGUCAGAGAAGCAAGGCGUCCUGAGCUGCCUGUCCACAUCCUCACACACAUUGAACUUCCUGUGGUGGGCGCCUGCCUCUCGCUGGUCUGUGUGACACUGCUCUGCCUUUGGAGGAGCAGCAAAGGUAAAACUGAUACUUCAGUUGUAUUGUACGUUGAUGUCACCAGCAUGCAGAGGUGCAAGCACAAAGGGGAGCCACUGAGGAAGGACUCCUCGAUGCUCUUCUCUGUCGCAGUAUACAGACCUUACCCUGUUAGGCGUAAAUACACACCAAGCCCUGUGUGGAGUUACAAAGCCUGAGACUGGACCACUGAUCAAGAGGAGCCAGGAGACUCAGCAGCCUGUUUGACCUCUGAGACACUUUAAUUGUUUUAAUCAAGAGGCACAAUCCCUGAUCAGCAUGCACUGAC
Molecule: messenger RNA, 953 nt
Organism: Epinephelus moara (kelp grouper)
Lineage: Eukaryota; Metazoa; Chordata; Actinopteri; Perciformes; Serranidae
Exons: 6
Coding region: 7-843 (278 amino acids)
Biological process (GO): cell surface receptor signaling pathway
Molecular function (GO): transmembrane signaling receptor activity
Source: RefSeq, a predicted model, not a curated record